Molecule: messenger RNA, 1545 nt
Organism: Anoplopoma fimbria (sablefish)
Lineage: Eukaryota; Metazoa; Chordata; Actinopteri; Perciformes; Anoplopomatidae
Gene: loxl5a
Product: lysyl oxidase-like 5a
Exons: 6
Coding region: 1-1545 (514 amino acids)
Biological process (GO): peptidyl-lysine oxidation
Molecular function (GO): copper ion binding; protein-lysine 6-oxidase activity
Source: RefSeq, a predicted model, not a curated record
AUGGAGAAGCUACAGCUUGUGUCCAUCUGCCUACUGGGUGCUUUGGUGUGUUUUGGUGCCGGUCAGCACCUUCCACGCGUCCGUGUCGUCCCGUGGAGACACAGGAUUCAGUGGGAGAACAACGGCCAGGUGUACAGUUUACUGAGCACUGGGACUCAGUAUCGCUCACCUGUGCAGAGCAGAGGAAGCACUCAGUUCGCAUUGACGACUAAAAACAGCUUUGACCGACUUCACCCUACUGUUGCACUCAGGGGAUCCAGCAGAACCACACAUGGAGACCUCCAGGACGCAGCCGGGGGCCACUCUCAACAAAACGAACUAAGCCAAUUGGAUGAGUCGGUUCUUGGUGUUGAUGCGGGUCAGUAUUUACUCGCCCAGUCCCCACCGCUCCCCGACACCACCCGAGAGGCUGUGGUUGUCCGUUCACAACAGGCACCAUCCAACCACAGCGAUGGUGCUUACACCUCCAUCCAGGAGUUAUCUGGCAGUGGAGUCCUGCGAGGAGGCCGGAGUACACCUGGAGAUGGCUCACACCGGGCCACAGCGUCUCCGGUAAGAGCAUCGGACUUUACGCACAGUCGAGCUGGCAGGAUGAGAUCUGACAGCUCAGAGGCUGAGGAUAGCGGGAAUACACGUCUCAUCCAGCAGCAAACACAUGCAGGAGACGCUCUCCAGUCAUUGACCAGAAUUACACCGGAGCCAAAUGUCUCUCCCACAGCGCUGACCAGCAACGCCGUAGAAAUACACUUUCCUCGCCCGAGGCCGGAUGCAACAGGGACUACGGACACGGACGACCCACGGGAUCCGCACAGUAUUCAUCACAGGAACUCAGUUUUCUAUAAUAUUUACCCACCAGACCGCAGGAACAGGAUCCCUGUGCGACCUCCACCAGGACCGGGCUAUGGCACCAGGUUCUUCCACAACGGUCUCCCAGACUUGGUUCCCGACCCAUACUACAUCCAAGCUGCCUCUUAUAUUCAGAGAGUGCAGAUGUACGCACUUCGCUGUGCUGCUGAAGAAAACUGUCUUUCCAGGUCUGCGAAUCAUCCCAGUGUGAGGGACCUGGACUACAGAGUCCUGCUGCGGUUCCCACAGCGAGUGAAGAACCAAGGAACAGCGGACUUCCUCCCAGUGAAGCCCAGACAUGAGUGGGAAUGGCACAGCUGUCACCAGCAUUACCACAGUAUGGAAGCUUUUAGUAAUUACGACUUGUUGGACAUCUCCACUGGACAGAAGGUCGCGGAGGGACACAAGGCCAGUUUCUGUCUGGAGGACACGUCCUGUGACCCCGGGGUGCGACGGCGCUUCGCCUGCACCGCUCACACACAGGGGCUCGGUCCUGGUUGCUACGACACGUAUCAUGCCAACAUCGACUGCCAGUGGAUCGACAUCACGGACGUACCCCCUGGAAACUACAUACUCAAGGUGACAGUGAACCCCUCUCAGAUGGUUCAGGAGUCUGAUUUCUCCAACAAUGAGGUGCGCUGUGACAUCAGGUACACAGGAAGCUACGUCCAGGCAACAAACUGCAGGAUCACUGUGUAA